CCUUCACAAAUAAUAGUAAAGAAAUCAUCCUUGCCCUAGCUAGAGAAGAAGGAGAAGAAGCAAGGUAAACAAGAUCUAGCUAGAUGAUCCAUAUUUGGUAUUAAAUCAUAAAAAACAUCAAAAGAAAAAUAAAAAAUAGUAAAAAGAAACAUGGGAAGGGGGAGGGUAGAGCUGAAGAGGAUAGAGAACAAGAUAAAUCGACAAGUAACAUUUGCUAAGAGAAGGAAUGGGUUGCUUAAGAAGGCUUACGAGCUAUCAGUUCUUUGUGAUGCUGAGGUUGCGCUCAUCAUCUUCUCCAACAGUGGCAAGCUCUUUGAGUUCUGCAGCAGCUCCAACAUGGCCACGACAAUCGAAAAAUAUCAAAGGUUCAGUUAUGGAGCUCUGGAAGGGGGCCAGUCUGAAAAGGAGACGCAGAACAACUACCAGGAAUACUUGAAGCUAAAAACGAGAGUGGACGUGCUACAGCGUUCUCAAAGGAAUCUUCUCGGGGAGGAUUUAGGGAAUUUGGGCACUAUGGAGCUUGACCAGCUUGAGAAUCAGCUUGACUCGUCAUUGAAGCAAAUCAGGAGUAGAAAGGGCCAAUUUGUACUGGAUGAACUGUCUGAACUUCAAAGGAAGGAAGAACUGCUACUGGAAACCAAUAAUGCAUUAAAAAGAAAGUUGGAAGAAACUAGUGCAGCAAUUCGAUUGUCAUGGAAAGUCGGAGAGCAACGUGUUCCAUACAGCUUCCAACCUGUUCAGCCAUAUGAUCCGGUCGAGCCUUUGCAAUACAACAGUACUUUUCAGUUUGGUUACAAUCCAGCGGAAACAGAUCAAGCGACUGUUACAUCCUCAACUCAAAAUGUUAACGGGUUCAUUCCAGGGUGGAUGCUUUAGCUUUUGAAACUAAAAAAAUUCAAGAAUUUGCCAUCGGGCUAGAAAACGAAAUGCACAAGUAACUCUUAAUUAUGUGAUGGUUCAA
Messenger RNA from Populus nigra (black poplar), 961 nucleotides. RefSeq names its product agamous-like MADS-box protein MADS2. Lineage: Eukaryota; Viridiplantae; Streptophyta; Magnoliopsida; Malpighiales; Salicaceae. Gene Ontology annotation, biological process: positive regulation of transcription by RNA polymerase II. Bases 151 to 876 code for a protein of 241 amino acids. Gene Ontology annotation, molecular function: protein dimerization activity; DNA-binding transcription factor activity, RNA polymerase II-specific; RNA polymerase II cis-regulatory region sequence-specific DNA binding. The record is from RefSeq and is a predicted model, not a curated record. Gene Ontology annotation, cellular component: nucleus. The transcript is spliced from 8 exons.